Peromyscus maniculatus bairdii (prairie deer mouse) is the source of this 5039-nucleotide messenger RNA. Lineage: Eukaryota; Metazoa; Chordata; Mammalia; Rodentia; Cricetidae. The record is from RefSeq and is a predicted model, not a curated record.
AUACACGUCGUGGCUGGAAAAGUGGGCCACAGAACUAGGGCCCUUAGACCCCUGGACUCCAAUACCAGGUAAUGGUCAAGGGGGUCGUUUGCUCCCCUGGACUCUGGAACCAUUCUGGCUCCCAUCCAUAACCAAAUUUGAGGGCUCUCAUACCUCUGCCCCCCCCCCACAUAUUCCUGGACCUCUUCCAUCCUGACUCACCCACACCUGCUUAGAGGUUCUCUCCCUGAGGCAGUAGAGGGUGAGGGUGGGGGAAAACAGGGAAAGAACAUUUAUGAGAUGUGUUCUCUCCUGGGAGCCAAAAGACAUUCCUCAGUGACAGAGGAGAACCAGGCCUGAGCCAGGGAAGGAACAGAGCAUCCUCAAAACAGGCCUCCUUAGUCAGGCAUGGUAGCACACUCUGUAAUACCAGGAGGCAGAGGCAGAGAUGAGAGGAUCAGAAGUUAGCAGCUAGCCUGGGCCGCGUAGCAAGUUCAAGGCCAGCCAAGGCUGCAUAAUGAGUCUUUGUCUUUGGUGGGGGGCAUGGCUUAGCAAAUAAAGGUGCCAAUCAAUCAAUCCCCAGCACCUACAAAGUGGAAAGAAAGAGAGUGAAAGAGAGCGGAGACUCCAUCCCUUGUCCCAGGCUGUGUACUCAGGACCCAGAGCCAAGUUUAUUCUUUGUUUCUCCCCCAUACUUUACCACCUCCCCAGCUCUUCCUGGCUGUAACAGGUGCAGACCUCCCUCCCAAAGAGACAGGUUCACAAACACCUCUGCCCUCGAGUGCCUAAUGCAUCCAAAAUACGAACCUGUUAACAUUUUGUAAUUAGGAUUAUUUACCAUUCUUCUGAGGAAGACACUGGGAACCUCAGAUUUGGUUCCCAAGAUGAGAGUCACACUCGUUAUCCACAGGGCCAUUCACCAGCCUCCUGAAGCCCUCCAGGCUGGUUCUCCACCCUGGUACUACCCCUAGUCCUCCCGGGUACGAGGACAACGUGUCUGUGCUGGAAGUAUUUGCUAUUUCUUUCUGGGGGUCAGCGGGGAAAGCCGGUGGUAAAGAACAUUGUGCAACAUAGGAAUCUUCCAAUACAGUGGUCCUAGCUCCCAGUGCCUGGAAAGCACCUCAAAUAACACUUGAGUGAACUAACCAAGGACUGGGUUUUCUCCCCUUCUCUCUCUCUCCUUCAUUUUGAGAUAUGGUCUGACUGGAACCCUGUGUAAACCAUGUGGACCAAGCUGUCCUCAAACUUGCAAGCAACCUCCUGUGCAAGCAACCUCCUGUCUCCCCUGUCCCCAUCUGUUUUUUGUUUUGUUUUUGUUUUUGUUUUGAUAGGGUCUCACGCUAUUAUAGCCCAGGCUGCGCCAGAAUUCGUGACAGUUCUCCUGCCUCAGUCUCCCGCGUUCUGGGAUUACAGGUGUGAGCCGCUUAUACAUGGUCUGAAAAACUGAAUUUUAAGACUUAACGAGCUCAGAUUUAAACACCAGUCUACUGCUGGCGUAGGUGAAGACUACGCCCAGCCCCAAGGCCUACCCGGACCCCAGAACACCACCUCCCUCCCUUGCGCCACAGGAACUGGGGGCUACAUUCCUGGAGGUUUUGGGGACCUGUUCUAAUUGUCACGAGCUGCCCCCAGAAGCCUUGUCCGUGAAAACAGAGCCCGUGGGCUUCUGUCCCUGGUCUCGCCCUGGGCCACCAGAGGCCGCUGCGAGACAGCUGUGUUCACCCUCCCCACAGAGCGCCCCACACAUCUCGAAGGAGGCAGAGGUCCCCGCAAGGGCUGAAGCAGCGGGGACAACUCCCAGGCAAGCGGCUGCGCGCUCCGCAGCCUGAGGGCGGGAAGCUUGGGUGGACCCGGCUGAGCCCCACAGGGCUGGUGGGUCCAGGCCCAGAGCAUCCUAGUGCUCAGAACCGGGCUCACUAGGACGCCGGAUUAGCCAUUGCCCUGCACUCCUCGGGGCACAGCAACUUGAUAGCUCGGGACCAGACAACACCCAAGCUGGCCACUCCCGGGAGAAACCCGCCUUUGGGAGUCUAGAUCCCAAGCUCAGAGGCAUCGAGGACCUCAGGCCAGAGGGUUGAACCGGGGCCACUGCUGUGGAGCAGUUUCUCACGGGAGACUGAGCGGGGACAGGACCUUGGGGGAGAAUGGAGGCGCCCUUGUGGGCUGUGCGCUGAAGCCGGGACCUGUUGCACCGCUAGGCUAGCGCUCUGUAAGGACUGUAGCAGAAUUAAGCCAGCUCCAGAAGAGCCCAGGAAGGGUCUGGUCUCUCUCUAUUCUGAACUACCUCCAAAUGGCUCCCUGCUUGUCCAGGUGGAAUGAGUCUGAGACCAGCAGAUGAACAGACAGAAGCCUGAAGACUCCGGGGACCGCUCUGCCUUCCUGUUCCCUGGUCCUUCUGUAUCACUCAUCACUGGCUGCAAGCUGCCUGGAGACGAGAAUGAGCGAGAGGACCGCGAGCAACUGGAGCCCAGGCAGCUGGGUGCUAGCACUGUGCUUGGCCUGGCUGUGGACACGUCUGGCCUCUGCUUCUUUGCAGCCUCCGACAGCCGCAGUCCUAGUAAAGCAAGGCACCUGUGAGGUGAUCGCCGCACAUCGCUGCUGCAACCGGAAUCGCAUCGAGGAGCGCUCCCAGACCGUCAAAUGCUCCUGCCUUUCUGGCCAGGUGGCUGGCACCACAAGGGCAAAGCCCUCCUGCGUGGAUGCCUCCAUCGUCCUGCAGAAGUGGUGGUGUCAGAUGGAGCCCUGCCUGCUGGGGGAGGAGUGUAAGGUGCUCCCGGACCUGUCGGGGUGGAGCUGCAGCAGUGGACACAAGGUCAAAACCACCAAGGUCACACGAUAACUCUCAGGGUCAUGGCUUAGGCAGAAAGAACAGCCUUGACUGAGCUCUGGACUGAAGAAUGGCUUCUGGUCAGCAGCCAGCAGAUAUGAGGACUCACUCACCCGGACAUGGAGUUCCAUGUCAAAUGCAACAUCAAACUUGCCAGGGCCCUGUUAGUCAUGCUGCUUAGCAGAAAUGCUUGGAUCUUCGGCCACGUACUUAGAGACCCGUGCUCUCCUACGAACAAAGGUCAACACAUAUAAUCCUGUCCUUACGGAAUAUCUUGUCAAGCUAGGGAGUAGAUGGCAGAUGAUUUAAGCAGUUUAAAGUGUGUGGUACCAUGGCCUCUGAGCUACCUGCUGUGGGUGUGGUGGGGACGGGGUGGAUGAGAGUCUCAUAGAUCUUCAGCUAUCCUCUGAUCGUGAUUACAGGACGCAAGGUCAUGACGUCCUAUCAGUACCUUCCCAUCAGUCCUGCAUCCCCAGAAAGAUGCUAAGAUGUUAAAGGAGACACUGUCCCCUGAUGCCAAGCCAGUGGGAUCUCUUUUGGACAGCGUGGGAAAGCAGAGAUGAAGCCCAGCAGUUCUUCAGCACAGCCCUCAGGGGCAGGGUGUGUGGCUCACACCCUUUGCAGUCUAUGGGAUGGACAGGUCCUCAAGAUCACCCCCACCCCAACUUCAGGUGGUUUUGUUUUUGCUUCCCCCCCGCCUUGUUUUAAUGGAUGAGAAAACUGAGUCACAGAGAGAUGAGAUGGUUUGCCCAAGAUAGAUCUCACAGCUCGGGCUUCCAAACCAUAGCUGCUGAGAUUCCAGGGUAGGUCUUACCUGGUAAUUUUAUCUAGAGAGCAGGACCCUGCAAACACUUUCUGGAGAGCAGCGACAUGUUUCUUGGGAGGUGGGAUUUUGAUCACUGGGACUUUGAUUGAUGCCACUGAUCUCCUAUCCAAAAUAAUCCAGAAUCCCCACCAACUGCAGAGUGGAGCCACUUCUCAGUCCCCCAAGUCCAAGCAGUCCCCAUGGUAGCCCAGAGGUCACUCGGCCUAGUUGCAGCUGGAGCACUGGAGCUGGCAUCCCACUGGAGCUGGCACCCCACUGGAGCUGGCAUCUCACUGGAGCUGGGACCCCACUGGAGCUGGCAUCCCACUGGAGCUGGCAUCCCACUGGAGCUGGCAUCUCACUGGAGCUGGGACCCCACUGGAGCUGGCACCCCACUGGAGCUGGCAUCCCACUGGAGCUGGCACCACACUGGAGCAGGCAUCCCAUUCAUUGCCCCUCUGGCCCUUCUGAGAGCUUCAGCCGUCUCCCUACAUAGGUACUCGGAAGGCAGAGAGUCAGGCCAGAGUACAGCCCAAAGUUGAAGUUCUUUACAAUCAGGCUGGCGUGGGAGUAGCAUGCUGGCUUCCUCUCCUCACCAAGGCCUCAGUUAGGGAAUGGGGUGUGUUAGAGGCCAGCCUGGAUGAUGCCCAAUCCUGAGAAGGCAUCAGUGAUAGCUGAGGAUGGAGCCUCGGCUUCCCCUGUCUCCCUAAGCAUUUGACUAAGACUCUGAUAUCACCCCACCUCGGGGCACGUUCUUGUUUUCACUAUAUGAGAUGAGCGGUAAUGUUAACUUCAGAAGGGAGGCCUCUAACAGUCUCUGCAUACGGCAGGCCCACAGGCCAGGGUCCCCAUGGAGAGGUCAAAGGCUGUCAUGGCCUCUUUCCACACCGAAGAGUAGAGGUCGGAGGAUAGAUGCAGGGGGUCGGCAAAUAUUUUCUGGAAAGAGCAAGAAAGUGAAUAUUCUAUGUUCUGCAGACCAUAUUAAGUCUCUGUGACAUAGUCUUUGUUUCAGUUUGUUUUGAAAACAUUUCAGAACUGCCAGUGCCAUCUUUAGCUCUAGGGUGGAAGAAACACAUUGUGACCCAUUUCAGGUGUCUGUCACGGCUCCCAGGGGACAGUUGAAGGCCUGGGAUGGCCUCCCAGCCUCCUGGCUUGCCCUCUGUGCCAUGGAAACCUGAGCACAGGGCUAGGGCUGGCUUUGUUUUUCUCCUAAUGCUCAGAGAGAGAGAGAGAGAGAGAUGGGUGAGUGAAUUAUUUAGGUUACAAAUGAGACAGCUUUAGCGGAGCCAGACAAUAAAAGCCCGCUUUCCUGGAGGCCAGAAUAUAGGUUCUGCAGGCUGCCGUGGGGCUCAGUGACAGAGCGCUGGACACUGUCACAGUCUUGCUUCAGCCCCCGCCCCCCGCCACACACACACACACACACACACA